UGAUGACGUUAUACGCUUAUCAACAGCCUGUGGACGGAAGAACAAGUUACAACGCGCCAAGAGGACUACGGAGGAAGAAAAUAUACAGCUGUUGCUGAAAUGUCGCAGCAAGGUGCUGCUCUGCAGAGCUAUAACAAUGAGCUAGUGAAGUGUAUCAAUGAUUUGUGUCACAAACGUGAUGACAUUCACAAGCAGAUCCUACAAGAGGAAGAGGAGAAACAAAAACUGCAGAAUGACAUUCGGAUCCUCACCGAACGGCUGGCCAAGAUCAACGAGAGUCUGAGUAAAAAGAUGGCAUCUCGGAAUGAGUUCGACAAGACGAUAGCAGAAACAGAGGCAGCUUACAUGAAAAUUUUAGAAAGCUCACAGACAUUAUUAAAUGUGUUAAAACGGGAAUCCCAAAGUCUACGAGAGAAAAGCACUGUAGGUGGAGGAGCGUCACAGAGAACAUUGAACCAGACAUGAUCUCUGACAAUCACCCGACCCUUUAAAAACAAUCUGAUAUAGUUGAGUUAUUCCCCUUGCACACCUGUUUGCUGGAUCACCUGUGUAGACUCUGUGUAAUGGAUCUCGUCUGGCAGGGCCAUCACACUCCUCUGUCUUACCUUUCUGAUAAAUCUUGAUUUCAAAAGUUUUUCAUGCUAUUAUUUACAUUCUAUAUUUUUAUAGAUCUGUCAAGUAUAUUGUAUCCAACAAUUCCAACCUAUAAACAUAUCUGUACAGAUAUUUUGUAUAUCAGAUUUUCAAUAUCGUUCUGUCAGUCUGAGCCCUUGAUAACCUCUAAUUUGUAUUUGUCCCCCUAACAACGGAGUAUAACAGACAAAGGUAGUUGGCAGGAGAAGAUAACAUGUUGGACCAACAGUGUUGUGACAAACAAUUUUUGAUCUGUCGAACUGUGAUAAAUAAUAUACAUGUAGCAACUGUAUCAUAGAUAUUCACAUUAUAUGUAUAAUGAUGUAUUUGUUCUUGCUUUUGAAGAAUUGGAAUCAUGUAUAAAUUCUUUUUUUGUGUAUAAACAUGAUAAAAAUACUGAGUGAUGUAAUUAUUUAGUUAGUAUUUUAGAAUUUCAUGAAGUAUUUUUGCUUUCACAAACUUUUUAUCUGCAUCAUAAGGGACCAAUUCACAAUUUGCCUUUGCUUGAUAGAAACUUUUCCUAUAUAAUUGUUGAUAAUUAAAAGCUGAUAUAUGGCUAUUCUCUCUAUCUUUAGUGUCAGUACUGUAUCAGUAUAUGCAACAUCAGUAAAUUAACAUUACAAAAACUACUGGGUAUGCAAGUUUCACAAAGUGUGGAUUUCAAAGUUCAUACAAUAUUAUCUUACCUGGCCUAGUCAUCGUUUUGUAGUGAUUUUCUUAUACAUGAUAUAUAUGUAUUUUUUAUUUAUUUUUCAAAAAUGCUGUUUUCGUAGCUUAAAUUUUCAUUUUUUUUUAUUGAAUGCCGUUGUUCAGUUGUCAAAUCCUUCCUUUCUGGUUUGAAAAUGUGUUCUUAAAUGUCCUUAACUUUAACAUGCGACAUUAUCUUAGAAAUAAAUGUGCUCUUAUAAAUAAUGAAUAUGUCUUUUUCUCCCUCAAGCAUAAACUGUACGUGCUGGUUUUCCUGUACAGCAUAGUUUCACGUGUAUACAGCUUCCUGUGGCUAGGUUUCGAUUUUACAGAGAGGAAGAAAGUUGUGACUGGAUAAAUUAUGAGUAAAUGAGUAACAUGGAUAUACACUCACCAGAUACCAAUGUACAACCUGCAUCAUUCACUGUAGAAGUAGAUAUUUCAGCAUUGCCAUUUUCCAAAAUCUAAAUUUAUAUGCAUCGAUCAUCAACUUUGUCAAAAAAACUUUUAUUUUAUUUUCGGAGAUGGUUUUGCUAAAAAAUUAAUUCAGCUUGUUCCAAAUGUUGAAAAUGUGUACUUGUACAGUGGUGACAGAAUAUAUUUUGUUGACAGUUGUAUAUACCAUGUGUUGGAAUAAAUGAUAUUUUAAUGUG
Messenger RNA from Mizuhopecten yessoensis (Yesso scallop), 1973 nucleotides. Its product is annotated as Sjoegren syndrome nuclear autoantigen 1 homolog. Gene Ontology annotation, cellular component: centrosome; ciliary basal body. The record is from RefSeq and is a predicted model, not a curated record. The coding region runs from base 100 to 465 and encodes 121 amino acids. The transcript is spliced from 3 exons. NCBI's taxonomy places the organism in Eukaryota, Metazoa, Mollusca, Bivalvia, Pectinida, Pectinidae.